AGAGGGAGAUGGAGAUGGAGAGGAUGCAGCAGGAGGAGGAGUUGGAGCGAUCCGAGGAGGAAGAGAGAGUUGCGAGAGAACUCGUCACAAUGGCACGAGAGUCGGAGAAGCAUUCACAGGAUCUGUAUGGAGGAGGGGAUUACGGGGAUGCUGAUCUACCAGAUGAAAUAGAAUGCCAGCUAAUACAGAAAACUUUACUUAUCAACGGAGCGGUUCAAACGAUUGAUUUUAUAAUGUGUAACCAGUGUCCCAGACUAUUCAGAACUGAAAACCUUCUCUGGAACCAUAUCAAGGGUAAACAUAAUAGACGUGGAGUCCGUAAAGCAGUUCCUCCUCCCCCCAGAUCUAUUCAUUCUCCAUCUAAACCCAAGCCUCUCCUUCCAGCCAUUGAACCCGGAGAAAUUAUAACUGAUACUGUACAGUGGACCAACCAGCUUGGAGAGUAAUCGAAUCCAGCCCGGAGUACGGUUGGGGCGGAGUCAGGAACCUCUGUUUAUUGUCGGGGUGGAGAAAGGGUUAGAGGCGGAGGAGGUGGAGGAGGCGAAGCACGAUCCGGCACCGCCCACACAGGAGACUCCGACAGAUACGACGACAUUUAUACCUGGUGUUCGGAAGUAUACCUGUUGGAAUGGAACCUGCACCGGUGAGGUGUUUACAAACAAGAAAACUAUAGAAAAUCAUAUUAAGAAAUUCCACGAAUCUACAAUUGUGGACUGUGAUCUGUGUGGAAAGCAGGUCAUUGAUAUAAGAAGACACCGAGAGGUCUCACACAAAAAGUUCCGUGUAUUUGACUGCUCACAUUGUUCGGAUAAAUUUUGCUCACAAGAAGAUCUGAACAGACAUCUCAGAAAUGUUGAGCGUAGAAAUAUAGUUAGCAAAGGAGUAGUGCAGACUGAUUCUAUUAAAGAGGUAUAUGAUGAGGAUGAGGAUGAAGAGAAGGAUGUUAGAACAGAGGAUCUGGAGGUUGCCAAGUUUGUCAAGGAACUAGAGAAUCAAGCGUUUAGUUGCUCAGAUUGUGGUGUCAAAACUCCCAGUAGGAUGACCUAUAUACAGCAUGUACUGAAUGGUUGUAUAAUGGAUCAACCGGAAAAGAAGAUGAAGAAGGAUAGAAGAGGGAGGGGUGUGUCUAGACCUCCUAUGAGCACAAUUGUAACAAAACAUGUGAUAAUUCAACAUGAUGGACGAAGAGAACACAUUAUAGUAGAACAGGAUCGAGAGUUGAGUGAUGUUGUACGUGAACAGCUUGGGCAUCAAGACCAAGAAGAGUACAACGCAAUUAGAGCACAUAAAAAACAAGCUAAACGAAGAUCUGAAACCGGUAAAAAAUCGGAGGCUGACCGGAGGAUAGUGAAUACUUCAGAGGCUAUUCCGAGGACGGAGGAGAAGAGAAGUUUAAUGGAGGAUAUCAACAGUAUGGUGGAUGGUUCUGAACCUGAUAAGGAGAACCAAGCAGUCCAGUUUCCAGGGGUUCAGGUCCAAGGGGCUCAAAUACAGGGGGAUGUCCAAAUAGAAGAGACCCAAUUUCAGGAAGAGCCGACUGACCCUCACGGAGAAUCUUUAAGUAAGAACCUUGUUUCUCAAUUCAAUGAAUCAAAUCCUAACGAGGUUCAGAUUCCUCAUUUUCAACAGAUAACACAACAAACCCAAGAUGGUGUUCAUGAACAAGGACAUUUAGUUCACGAACAUGGUCAAAUAGUUGAAGAACAGGAACAAAUAGCUCAGAACCAAGAACACUUGGUUGUUCAAGAUCAAAUACAGGGAUAUCAGAUUGUUCAGCAGGAAGAAAUCACAGAUCAAGUUGUUCAUGUGACCCAAGAACAGGAACCUGAACGUCUUCAUGAAGAACUUCCUGUUGGCAAUGUGGUUGAACAACCUGUACUCCAGGUUGUAGAGGGAGAAGGUGGGGAGCAUGUAAUCCAUGUUACUGAGGAACAGUUAGCUCAGCUUCAAGCACAUGCACAGUUUGUAAAUUCAAGCUGAAAGAUGUGUAGGAGAUUAUAAAU
Molecule: messenger RNA, 2003 nt
Organism: Eurytemora carolleeae
Lineage: Eukaryota; Metazoa; Arthropoda; Copepoda; Calanoida; Temoridae
Source: RefSeq, a predicted model, not a curated record